AUGGGCCGACCGGCGGACGCCGACGGCGGAUUUUGCAGCGGGGCGCAUGCGCGUGGUGCCCCGGAACCCUAUGUGAUUGCCAAGCUGGACAAUGCUGAGGAGUCGUACAAUGAACUACAGAGGCGAUUGGCAGACCCUGAGGUCACAUGCGACCCAGCCGAGCUCCAAAAGACGGCAAAGGCGGCAUCAGAGCUUGAGGAGCUGGUGGUGGCCUACAGGGCGUUCAAGCAGACAAGCAGCCAGCUAGAGGAGGCGCAGGAAUUGCUGAAAGAUUCUGGCGGUGAUCCAGAGAUGUUGGAGAUUGCGCGUGACGAGAUCGCGACACUGGAACCUGUGGCAGAAGAGCAAGAGAAGAAACUCAAACUGCUUCUACUCCCUGCUGACCCCUUGGACCAAAAGAGCAUUGUCCUGGAGGUGAGGGCGGGUGCAGGCGGCGAUGAGGCUGCUCUGUGGGCAGGUGACCUCCUGCGGAUGUACGAGCGCUAUGCAGACGAGAUGGGCUGGCGGGUGUCCACUCUGAGUAUCAGCCCUGGCGAUGACGGCGGUAUAAAGGAGGGCGUCAUCCAGAUCAAGGGCAAAAUGGUGUACAGCAAGUUGAAAUUCGAGGGCGGCGUGCACAGGGUGCAGAGGGUGCCCGCUACAGAGUCCGCCGGGAGGGUGCACACAUCGACGGCCACUGUAGCCAUCAUGCCAGAGAUCGACGAAGUCACAGUGCAGAUCGACCCAAAGGACAUUGAGCUGACGACAGCGCGAGCAAGUGGGGCCGGCGGCCAGAAUGUGAACAAGGUGGAGACAGCAGUGGACCUGGUCCACAAGCCAACAGGCAUCCGCAUCUUCUCCCAGGCUGAGCGCUCGCAGCUUAAGAACAAGGAAAACGCCUUCCGCAUCUUGAGAGCAAAGUUGUACGACCUGGAGGUGCAGAAGCAGAGGGCCAAAGUGUCGGCAGAACGAAUGAAUCAGAUCGGCAGCGGAGAACGGUCAGAGAAGAUUCGCACGUACAACUUCAAGGCCAACAGAAUGUCCGACCACCGGUUAAAACAGAACUACGAUUUGACUCGGGCGUUGGGAGGGGACCUGGAAGAGUGCGUGGCCGCAUUGGUCGCCCUGGACCAGCAGGACCGACUGAGGGAAAUGGCGGAAAGCUCAGGGGAGGCUGUUGCUGCCAGGGUUUGA
Messenger RNA from Ostreobium quekettii, 1173 nucleotides. The record is from the annotation of a GenBank genome assembly. NCBI's taxonomy places the organism in Eukaryota, Viridiplantae, Chlorophyta, Ulvophyceae, Bryopsidales, Ostreobiaceae.